Molecule: messenger RNA, 2639 nt
Organism: Empidonax traillii (willow flycatcher)
Lineage: Eukaryota; Metazoa; Chordata; Aves; Passeriformes; Tyrannidae
Gene: AGPAT4
Product: 1-acylglycerol-3-phosphate O-acyltransferase 4
Exons: 9
Coding region: 106-1233 (375 amino acids)
Cellular component (GO): endomembrane system; mitochondrial outer membrane
Molecular function (GO): 1-acylglycerol-3-phosphate O-acyltransferase activity
Source: RefSeq, a predicted model, not a curated record
CCCGCUCCCGGCGCCCCAGCGCGGCACCCGUGCCCAGGCCCGCCGGCGCCAGGUUGUCUUCCGAAUUUUGUGUCUGAAGGUACCCUCUUGCUUUCUCAGCAAAUCAUGGACAUCGUUGGCUUUCUGAAGUCUCAAUUCAUUUGCCACCUUCUGAUCUGCUACAUAUUUAUAGUGUCAGGACUGAUCAUUAACUUCAUUCAACUCUUUACACUUAUACUUUGGCCAAUCAACAAGCAACUGUUCAGGAGGAUCAACUGCAGGCUGGCUUACUGCAUUUCAAGCCAGAUGGUGAUGUUGCUGGAAUGGUGGUCAGGCACCGAUUGCACCCUCUACACUGAUCCAGAGAGUUACGACAAAUAUGGGAAGGAGAAUGCCAUUGUAAUCCUUAAUCACAACUUCGAAAUUGACUUUCUCUGUGGAUGGAACUUUUGUGAGAGAUUUGGCGUCUUGGGGAGUUCCAAAGUGCUCGCAAAGAAGGAGCUCUCCUACAUGCCUAUCAUUGGCUGGAUGUGGUAUUUCCUAGAGAUAGUCUUCUGCAAGCGCAAGUGGGAGGAAGAUCGGAAAACAGUCAUACAGAAGUUGCUGAGUCUCCGGGACUACCCUGAAAACUUUUGGUUCCUGAUUCAUUGCGAGGGCACAAGGUUCACAGAACAGAAGCACCAGAUUAGCAUGCAGGUAGCCGAAGCCAAAGGUCUGCCCAAGCUCAAGUAUCACCUACUGCCACGAACGAAAGGAUUUGCUGUCACCGUGCAGUGUUUGAGAAAUGUAGUUUCUGCAGUCUACGAUUCUACCCUCAAUUUUAGAAAUAAUGAAAAUCCAACAUUGCUGGGAGUUCUAAAUGGAAAAAAAUAUCAUGCAGAUUUGUAUGUAAGGCGGAUUCCACUAGAGGAAGUCCCAGAAGAUGAGCAGGAAUGUUCUACCUGGCUCCACAAACUAUAUCAAGAAAAGGAUGCAUUCCAGGAAGAGUAUUACCGAACAGGAACCUACCCAGCAGUCCCUAUAGUGCCACCCCAUCGACCAUGGACACUUUUGAACUGGCUUUUCUGGGCCUUAUUGCUGCUAUAUCCCUUGUUCAAGCUGCUCAUCAACAUGAUCAACAGUGGAUCAUCACUGACACUGGCUAGUUUUGCAUUUGUCAUUAUAAUAGCUUCUGUUGGUGUCAGAUGGAUGAUCGGGGUUACAGAAAUUAACAAGGGCUCCACCUAUGGCAACAAUGAAAACAAGCAGAAAUGAAAGUAGCAUCUUCAGAGACUGCUUCAAUCCAAAGGGAACAAAUGCAACUGCUGAAAACUCUUAAGUGCAUAUUCAAGUGAGAUCAGAGGAGAGGUAGGAUGAGCAAUUGCCAUGCAUAUCCGAAUUUGUGCUCCUGUUGUUUUUCUCUGGGAGUCUGGGCUGAUGACACGCUUGAAAGAUGCACUCCUUCGUAUCCUCUCCGCAACAGGUUUGCAUUUGUGUGAUUGGUUUGUUUUCCUAUGAAGUGUCUUAAGUUUUGAAGAAAAAAAUAUAAAUUCCAGUGAGCUUAUAUGAAGAGACUGGAAACUAACCAGAGGUGCAGGCUUUAAUGUCAGGAGAUUGUUACAAGAUGAUUAAAAUUGAUAGUUGUGUAGAUCACACAGUUUAACAACCAUAAUCUGUCAGUGUUUAAAUACAGUACAGUAAGAUGCUGUGCUUGGAUAUACCAGUAUUGGACUGAAGCAGCUCUACUGAACUGGUAGAACUGCAGUAGAGUUUUUGUACAUCUAGAACUUACCGCCACAGCGUGACUAUGGGGCCCUUUAAAACUUCAGCCAGGCCCUGGACAUGCAGACAUCAGAGCCUUCAGUAGCAUAACCUGGAGCAAAAUUGGGCCUUCUGGCCUGAGCAGAGCUAAGGUAGCCACUGCCAUCUCUUUCCUGAGGCCGUACAUCUGAGGGAUAGCUGAAACCCGUGAUUCUUCUGAGAGUAAAUUCAAUUUAUGGUUUGGAAAAACUGACAUAAUAAAAUUUCUUUUGGCUUUAAACACUACUUAAGAUUCUAAGCCUUCCUAGCAGUGGUGGGAAGAAAAUAACUGGGCAUGGUGUAGUGAAAUAAUGCAAAGUGUGCAUUAAAAUGUAUGCCCCACACCCAUACUGUAGUGAUCCUAAUUAAUCUGCGUGUCUGUCUUUUCUGAUAAAUUAGUUUACUUGGUGCCUCAUAACAGCCUGUGGUAAUAGUUAAAUUAUCUUUUCUUUUGGGGAGAAGAGGGGAACUGGGACAAAGACCUAGGACAGCAAUAUCAUUCAGGUUUUUUUUAUAUCUGUCUGAACUUGAUUUGACCCCCUUCUGAAUUAAAUAAAACUAGAAUCCUCAGGAAAACACCGUUGCUCUGACUUUCCUGAUCCUGAUUUCAGGGCAGAGGCCUCCUGUUUUUAAACUUCCAGAGUUAAGAAUCUGCAGAUAACUAAAAAGAACUUAAUAGAAUCACAGAAAACAAGAAAAAAAAACCCACAAAAACCCCCAAGGAAAAGAGGGGAUUUCUAAAUACCAGCAAUUAUGAUUGGAAAAAAGCCACAGUCUUAAAAUCUACAGCUCCUGAUACUUUGGAGUGGAGAUUAUGACUGGCACUUUCAAAGACAGUCCAUUUCCACUGCGCCUAGAACUAAACAGGGAUAGUCUCUAGU